Molecule: messenger RNA, 711 nt
Organism: Striga asiatica
Lineage: Eukaryota; Viridiplantae; Streptophyta; Magnoliopsida; Lamiales; Orobanchaceae
Source: the annotation of a GenBank genome assembly
AUGGCAGCUGCCGCCCCACCACCACCACCAUCCGCCGCCCCCAUCACCCUCCCCGAGCCCAAUCCCUCCGUCCACACUCUCUUCUCGCGCAUCCGUCUGGCCACCGUCCACGACGUCCCCCACAUCCACAAGCUCAUCCACCAGAUGGCCGUCUUCGAGCGCCUCACCCACCUCUGCGAAGCCACUCCCGCCGCCCUCUCCGCCACCCUCUUCCCCCCGAACGCCACCCCUCCACCCUUCACCUCCUUCACCGUCCUCCUCCUCGAGCUCUCCGCCUCCCCAUUCCUCCCGUCGCAGGAUCCCCAUUUCACCCCUCUCCUCAAAUCCGUCCACCUCGACCUCCCGAUCGACGAUCCGGAGAAGGAUUCUUUCCGCAGCACCGCAUCUGAUUCCGGUGGCGAUGUCUCCAUCGGUGGAUUCGUCCUGUUCUUCCCCAAUUACUCGACGUUUCUGGCUAAACCAGGGUUCUACAUCGAGGACAUCUUCGUGAGGGAGUGCUACAGGAGGAAGGGUUUGGGGAAGAUGCUGUUGUCGGCUGUGGCGGCGCAGGCCGCGAGGAUGGGCUAUGGGAGAGUUGAAUGGGUGGUGCUUGACUGGAAUUUGAACGCCAUCAAGUUUUACGAGCAGAUGGGGGCUCAGAUAUUACCCGAGUGGAGGAUCUGCAGGCUGACCGGUGAACACCUUCAGGCUUUUGCUCAUAUUAAUCUUUGA